UUUUAAACGUCUUCCCACCAACCUAACCUCUCUUGUUGACCAUAAUAAAAUAAGGGAUUUAUGAUUUAUUUCAAUUAAUAUAAAGAAAGGAAUGUUUUUCAGAUGUAACAGAUUAACAAAAGUGGAUUCCAAAUUGUCGUUUUAUAGAUUGAUACACAAAUACAUUUUUAAUAUGGAAAAAGCAUAUUUACGUCAUUUGGAUAGUGGAGAUCAAUUCCAAAUUGCUUUAAAGUAUAGCAAUGACGAACUAAAAGUUAAUAGACAAUUUAAUUUCAGCAGGAAGUUAACAGAAAAUGUUGAAUCUUUUACUUCUAGGGUUGCGACAAAUGUAGAGAAGGUAAUAAAUAAGAAAGUUAAAAGACGAAAAAAUCUAGAUGGGGAACAAUCUGAAAAAAAGAUUGACGUUUCAUUACUGUUAAAUAAAGUAGAAGUCUCAAAAGAUGUGACAUGUGAAAAUAUAUUCCAAUCCGGAAAUAAUAUAACAUUAAAGGUAAUGGAUAAGGAAUAUGAUGUUAUUGUAAACUCACCUUGGGUAGACAACCUCUCCCUUCCCAUGUCCAUGCUAGCUGGCUUUCCAACAUAUCCAUCCAAAUUUGAAGUUGUAUUUACAAAUAAAGAAAUUUCUGAGUUCAUUUGGUCUAAAUCUAUAGAUGAGAAAAAUUGGACUAUUGUUGGUAAUGAUUAUAUUUAUGAACCAUCAAAUGAAGACAUAAAUCAUUACUUGAAGCUUACCUGCAAACCAAAAAAUGAGCAGUUUGAAGGACCCACUGUAGAAUGUGUGUCAGUGUGUAAAGUUGAAGCAAAUCCAGGCCAGUGUCCAUUUGAAUUAAGACACCAGUUUACAAAACAAAGGACAAAAGAAAAUGAAUUACGUAUUGUGACUUACAACAUUUUAGCAGACUUAUAUUGUGAUUCUGAUUUUACAAGGACAGUGUUGCAUCCAUAUUGCCCACCAUAUGCAUUAGAAAUUGAUUAUAGAAAGCAAUUACUGGUUAAGGAAAUUUUAGGGUACAAUUCUGACAUUAUUUGUCUACAAGAAGUAGACAGAAAGGUUUUUCAGUAUGACUUAGAUCCGGUAUUUAAUUAUUUAGGAUAUGGAAGCAACUUUUUUACCAAAGGAAAUGAAGUUGCAGAGGGACUAGCCUUAUUCUAUUAUAAAAAGAAAUUUAAUCUGCUGGAGUCCCACAGAUUUGUGUUCUCAGAACAUAUAUCUCAUGACAAAAUGUUUGAAGAUAUAUGGGAAAAAAUCGCUAAGAAUGAAAAUCUAUCUAAAAGGAUUUUAGACAGGGCUACUACAAUGCAAGUUAAUGUUCUAGAUGUAUUAAAUCGGGAGGAUAUUGUAGUAGUGGCUAAUACUCAUCUUUAUUUUCAUCCAGAUGCAGAUCAUAUAAGGUUAUUACAAGGGGGAUUGGCAAUUAGGUAUUUGGAAAAUUUUAUUACAUCACUAAAACAAAAGACAUCCAAGAGGAUAUCGCUAAUAUUUUGCGGAGAUUUUAACAGCGUUCCUGAAUGUGGAAUAUAUAAACUGUAUACAGAAGGAGCAGUCCCAAGCGAUUUUAUCGAUUAUCAAAGUAAUAAAGAAGAAGCUGUUACGGGUGUGGAUUUAAAACAACCGUUCAACUUGGCCAGUGCCUGUGGUACGCCUAGAUAUACAAACUAUACUGAAAAUUUUAACGGGUGCUUGGACUACAUUUAUUAUGAAAAAGAUAACUUUUUAGUUUCACAAGUAAUUCCUAUGCCCAGUCAUGAUGAAGUCACAGCAAACGUUGCGUUGCCCAGUGUUGUCUUUCCGUCUGAUCAUAUUGCUUUAGUGUCAGAUUUAAAAUGGUUAUGAAGUAUUUAGAUAUAUGCAAGAAUUGUUCAUAUUGUUAGAGAAUUAAUAGAAUUUUUAUUUAUCGUCAACUUCUCCCAUAGUCCACCACCCUUCCUUCUUAUUUAUUAUUUUUAAAUGUCCAAUUUCAAUGCAGUGUCCUAAUGCUUUUGAGGUUAUUUUGGACUUUUAAUAUUUACCUAACUUUUUAUUGAAUAUGUACAAUGCAAAACUUACGAAAUCUAUUUUAGAAUUGGAUAAAAGGAUUUUGGAAGACGUGUUAGUUACUAGACAGACC
Diabrotica balteata is the source of this 2108-nucleotide messenger RNA. NCBI's taxonomy places the organism in Eukaryota, Metazoa, Arthropoda, Insecta, Coleoptera, Chrysomelidae. The record is from the annotation of a GenBank genome assembly.